Molecule: messenger RNA, 207 nt
Organism: Prunus armeniaca (apricot)
Lineage: Eukaryota; Viridiplantae; Streptophyta; Magnoliopsida; Rosales; Rosaceae
Source: the annotation of a GenBank genome assembly
AUGGAAGAGGCACAUGGAGGUUUGGAUUGCUCUCUCCAUUUUGGUUUAUGGAAGAGGAGUGUUGCAGCCAGGAUAAACAACUUGGACGAAAUGGUAAAUCUGGCUGUAUCUGAGGUUAAGGCUGAGGAACUCUUGGACGUCAAUGGAAUCAACCCACCCUUUCCCCGUGUUCCUCCUCGUGCUUCAACCUCUGCUCUGGAACUCUAA